ACGCACUGGGUAUACCUUUGGCGUUAUUUUUCGACGUGCAGGGUAGUCCGAUAGACUUCUAUAGAACUCAACAGCGUUGAAAUUUGACGUCUUGGGUCAGCACACCGCAACCCGUUGUCUGCCUUAUGGGUCGACACUACAAUAAAUAAAAAUAAAAAAGGAAUAGGCUACAAAAAAUGAUUUAUGCCAGGGCGAGUCAAAUGGCGGCUCCCAGAUCAUUUUUAUCUGGCCCUCCAACUGGUUUUUGAUGUUUAAAAACCCUUGCAAUCUGAUAUCAAAGUGCCCUCUGCAUAAAGGUUUAGCGCGUUCAUCAGCGGUGAGUUUAACAACGCACACGGUGUACAACCGCACUCAGCGGUGAGUUUAACAACAAUCAACUGCAGGUAAAAGGGCGUUCAGAGGUGAGUUUGACCAAAGCAACGCUCAACUGCAGGUAAAAUGGCAUUAAAAGGUGAGUUUAACAACGCUUCAAGGCGCGUGCAAGUAAGCAUUUUAAGAGUUUUCUUGUCAUAGGUAGGACACUGCUUUAAUUAUAGCAUGCUGGAUAACGUUUUUAUCGGAGGUUUGUUGAUUUUAAUAAAUAUAUAUAAUAUGCUACGAUUGAGUUCAAUUCAUCUUUUUUUUUGUUGUUGUUUUAUUAAAUCCUCUAAAUUAAUAACGCUGACGUCAACGUAUGGGCGAUCCCAAGGUCCAUUGCGAUUUUACACUCGAUUUCAAAAUGACUCAAAGGAAGUUUAAGCCUUGCCCCUCCUGCCAAGCACCUAACCAGGUGAGCCGCAAAACCUGCAGCUCUUGUUUCGCACCCAUCUCCCAAAAAAACAAAGUAGCUGCCAAAAAAAUGACCCUGGACAGGAAGUGGGGGGAAAGGGUCCUAAAAAAUAGAAAUGCGGGAAGAGUGGUGGACUCUGCCCAUAUUGCAGUAAAAAAACUAAGUGCAUUGGGCUAUGUCCCAAUUCUAUUUUUCGGCAAGAAGGAUAAGGCCUCUGGAAAGUGGGUGGCCGAUGUGGUGACUCAUCUGCCACCCACUGAGGAUAACCUAAAAAUUGUGGCCACCAUGAGAAAGGCCUACAAUUUUGUAUUGAUCAAAGAAGGGAACUCCACGACGACAUUGCCCGAGCCUCAGGCCCAGCCAGAGCCACAGCAUCAGGCCCAGACCGAGCCCCAGCCUCAGGCCCAGCCAGAGCCACAGCAUCAGGCCCAGCCCGAGCCCCAGCCUCAGGCCCAGACAGAGCCACAGCAUCAGGCCCAGCCCGAGCCCCAGCCUCAGGCCCAGACAGAGCCACAGCAUCAGGCCCAGCCCGAGCCCCAGCCUCAGGCCCAGACAGAGCCACAGCAUCAGGCCCAGACCGAGCCCCAGCCUCAGGCCCAGACAGAGCCACAGCAUCAGGCCCAGACCGAGCCCCAGCCUCAGGCCCAGACAGAGCCACAGCAUCAGGCCCAGACCGAGCCCCAGCCUCAGGCCCAGACAGAGCCACAGCAUCAGUUCUUGGCCCUGGCUGAGUCCCAGCCUCAGGCCCAGGAAAAAGAGACAUUUUAUCUUUUAGAUUUAUACCCCGUCUCUCUCCCUGUGAAAGAACAACCCCCCCCCCAAAAAAAGAAAGUGUAAGUGAACUGUGGUCUUAGCACACUAUGUAUGAAUUUCCCCUUUUUGUAAUCAUUAUUCAUGAAAUUUAAAUUUCAGGUGAAUUUAAAUACAGUCAAUUAGUUAAUAGUGAGUAAUUUUCAGUGGCCAGUCUGAUACACAAAGGAGUUUGUCCUCGCAUACACACCUUUCAGUACUGAACAAACACUCUAGGAGUAAAGCAAUGAGCAAUACACACUUGAGGAGAGAUGAAUACACACACACACAUCAAUAGGCAGCCCAGGUAGCCCCCCCCCCCCCCCCCCUUCAUUCCAGGAAUGAUAACUAUAACCAUAACGAUAAAAGCAUCCAGACUGACCAACAAUAAGCAAAGUCUCGCCUUGUGUUAAUAAAUGUAAUGGCUAAAAUGUGAUGGGUUCUUAUUGGCUGUUAGCUUUUUAUCAUUCUCAAAAUCGCUUUAAAAGUGAUCCCCAACGAUAUUGUUCUCCAUGACGUUAUCGUUAUAGUUUAUCAUAUUAACGAGAACAAUAUUUUUUUAUAGUUAUCGUUCUUGGUGUGAAUGGCCCUUAAUAUAUGUAUUCUUUAGUUAUUUAGCUGUAUUUUCUGAUGUUUUCAAAGUUCGAGGACAAUGGUUAAUGUUGUUCCCCAGGUUUUAUGAAACUUGGUUAAGAAUUUGUUAAAGUUUCAUUUCAAGUUUUUUGACAUUUAUGGUUAAUUAAUAUAUAUAUAUAUAUAUAUAUAUAUAUAUAUAUAUAUUUUUUUUUUUUUUUUAUAUUUAUAUUUAUUUAUUUAUUUA
Messenger RNA from Megalobrama amblycephala (Wuchang bream), 2378 nucleotides. RefSeq names its product protein TsetseEP-like. The transcript is spliced from 5 exons. Lineage: Eukaryota; Metazoa; Chordata; Actinopteri; Cypriniformes; Xenocyprididae. The coding region runs from base 674 to 1606 and encodes 310 amino acids. The record is from RefSeq and is a predicted model, not a curated record.